Rosa rugosa (rugosa rose) is the source of this 860-nucleotide messenger RNA. RefSeq names its product ATP synthase subunit d, mitochondrial. NCBI's taxonomy places the organism in Eukaryota, Viridiplantae, Streptophyta, Magnoliopsida, Rosales, Rosaceae. Gene Ontology annotation, biological process: proton motive force-driven ATP synthesis. Gene Ontology annotation, molecular function: proton transmembrane transporter activity. Bases 85 to 591 code for a protein of 168 amino acids. The record is from RefSeq and is a predicted model, not a curated record. The transcript is spliced from 5 exons.
AGCAUUUUGUUGAAAGAGAGAAGGGCAUCUGAUCGUUCUGAACAGUUUGUUUGGCAAAGCAGCGAGAAAACAGAGAACCCAAAAAUGAGCGGCGCCGGGAAGAAAGUGGUGGAUGUGGCUUUCAAAGCCUCGAAGAAGAUUGACUGGGAUGGCAUGGCCAAGCUUAUCGUCUCCGAGGAGGCCCGCAAGGAGUUCGCCUCUCUCCGCCGCGCCUUCGAUGAGGUUAACACCACCCUCGAGACCAAGUUCAGCCAGGAACCUGAGCCCAUUGACUGGGAGUACUACAGGAAAGGAAUUGGGUCUCGAUUGGUGGACAUGUACAAAGAGGCCUAUGACAACGUUAAGAUCCCCAAGUAUGUGGAUACAGUCACUCCCGAGUACAAGCCUAAGUUUGAUGCAUUGUUGGUGGAACUAAAGGAAGCAGAGGAAAAAUCUUUUAAGGAGUCAGAGCGCUUAGAGAAGGAGAUAGCUGAAGUAAAAGAGUUGAAGCAAAAGAUUGCUACCAUGACUGCUGAUGAAUACUUUGAGAAGCAUCCUGAGCUCAAGAAGAAGUUUGAUGAUGAGAUCCGGAAUGACAAUUGGGGUUAUUGAUGACAUCCAAGGCUUCACUGCUUGGCAAUCUUUCUUGAAAGUGUCAUGUUUUCCCAUUGUCCAAUAAUAAAGAUAACCAUAUUGAUUUUCUCUGUAAUUUGGUUACUUUCGGUUUGAUGAAUGUGAGCUUUAAGAGCACCCCUUCAGAAGUAGGUCAAUAUAUCUCCUUUACAUUUACAUAAGGCAGUAUCCGAAUUUAAGGAUUGCUUCAAUUAUUAUCCAGAUUUUCACUUUGAUGAUGUAUUCAAUCUCUCUCCCUUAGCAAACAA